AUGUCACUCCCUCUAACAUAGUGCAAAACUGUUAUCCCAACAUCAUUUGAGCUAUCUUCAAUUGUAACGGAGAGAAGUGACGUAUCAUUCACUAUUAGAAAAUGUCCGAGCCUGGAACCUCUCUAUUGGUGCCUUCUGUCCAAGAGCUUGCAAAGCAACACAUCGCUGAAGUUCCAAAGCAAUAUCUUCAUCUAAAUCAAGACCCUAUUAAUGUUGUAUCUAACACAACCUCUUCAACACAAGUCCCAAUUGUUGAUCUUAAAAAAUUGUUAUCUCAAGAUGCAACUGAGCUACAGAAGCUACACUCUGCUUGUAAAGAAUGGGGUUUCUUCCAGCUGAUUAGUCAUGGAGUCAACCUUUCAUUGGUGGAAAAUGUGAAGAAAGGUGUUCAAGAUUUUCUUAGUCUUCCGAUGGAAGAGAGGAAGAAACUUUGGCAAACCCCAGAAGACAUAGAGGGGUUCGGCCAAGCCUUUGUUGUAUCUGAGGAUCAAAAGUUAGAAUGGGCAGAUGUAUUCUUCACCACAACUCUUCCAUCACAUGCACGGAAUCCUCGCUUGUUUCCAAACAUUCCUCAACCACUCAGAGAUAAUUUAGAGACUUAUGCUUUAGAGCUUGAAAGAAUUUUCAUUACAAUCAUUAACCAUAUGGAAAAAGCUCUUGAGAUCGAAUCAAAUGAAGUGCUGAAGCUAUUUGAUGAUGUAUCUCAAAUAACGAGGUGGAAUUACUACCCUCCAUGUCCCCAACCUGAAAAUGUGAUUGGACUAAAUCCUCAUUCUGAUGUUGAUGCCUUAACCAUUCUUCUGCAAGUCAAUGAAAUAGAAGGCCUUCAAAUAAGAAAAGAUGGGAAAUGGAUUCCUAUUAAACCCCUUCCCAAUGCUUUUAUCAUCAAUGUAGGAGACAUUUUGGAGAUACUGACCAAUGGAAUUUAUCAAAGUAUUGAACAUAGAGCAACAAUUAACUCAUCAGAGAAAGCGAGGAUUUCUAUUGCCACAUUUCACAGGCCUCUUAUGAACAAAGUUAUUGGUCCAACACCAAGCCUUGUUACUCCAGAGAGGCCAGCAUUGUUUAAAAGUAUAGUUGUGGAAGAUUACUACAGAGCAUUCUUUUUACGCAAGCUGCAGGGGAAAUCACUGCUUGAUGUUAUAAGGAUUGAAAAUGGGACUGAUUAAGGCUAAAAUUGGAAAAGUUGAAUAUGUAUACUCUAGAAAUAGUUACACCACAUGUGUAAUGAUACAAUAAUGCCCCCCCAACUAUUUAAUACUGAUCUGAGGAUCAUACUGAUAAUAUGGUUGGCUUUUGCUUGCAAUAAAUUACACCAUGAAAAAUAAAGAGGGUAUAUAUAUAAUAUACUCCUUCUAAUGAAUAAAUAUCUCAUU
Molecule: messenger RNA, 1376 nt
Organism: Lotus japonicus
Lineage: Eukaryota; Viridiplantae; Streptophyta; Magnoliopsida; Fabales; Fabaceae
Product: protein SRG1-like
Exons: 5
Coding region: 102-1169 (355 amino acids)
Source: RefSeq, a predicted model, not a curated record